Molecule: messenger RNA, 3186 nt
Organism: Orussus abietinus
Lineage: Eukaryota; Metazoa; Arthropoda; Insecta; Hymenoptera; Orussidae
Product: probable 2-oxoglutarate dehydrogenase E1 component DHKTD1 homolog, mitochondrial
Exons: 13
Coding region: 278-3091 (937 amino acids)
Biological process (GO): tricarboxylic acid cycle
Molecular function (GO): oxoglutarate dehydrogenase (succinyl-transferring) activity; thiamine pyrophosphate binding
Source: RefSeq, a predicted model, not a curated record
UUAGCGACUUGCUUGGUGUUAUAUGAAGACUUGGUAGUAGGAGGGGGUACGAUUACUUGACAAGAGAGGGGACUCGGAGAAGUAGGGAUAAGAGUAUGCAUACACGGAACCCUAGAUUUCUGAUACUUAGACGAUGCGCGCUUCACAAGUAAACAGAUAAGGUCGCGUAGGAGCUGUCCAUUCGCUCUCGAUAAAGCCACAAAAACCCGAGCCAUGGUCCCGAGUGUAAUUGCACAAGAUCUUCCACGAGCCAGCAAGAUACGCGGCCUUUCUGGAUAUGUACAAGUACGUGGAGUUGACUUUGAGAAAAUACGAAAUCCUUGGGGCGGAGUUGCGGCAAAAAGUCGUUUCCCGUCGUGGGGGGUACCUGUCCUGUAGAUGCAGUGAUCACAGGUGUUAUCACAGCCAGAAUGGCACCUACGGAUACAGGCCAAAGCCGAGGAAAUACUUCCAAGUGGCGAAGGAAAAUCUGGAGGCGAGGGCUAAGCACAGCAAUUUUUACAGGCUCGUUACAGCGUACAGAGAGCAUGCUCAUAAACGAGCUACCGUGAAUCCAGUGUCCACUGACAAGCCGGAUUUUCUCACGGAAUUAUUACCCGAGAAAUUCGGGCUGGAUCCAAGUGAUAAUGUCUCCUUCAAGGGGAUUUUGCUCGCCGAUAAAGAGAGUGGAAGUGUAAAAGAGGCCGUUGAGAUGUUGAACAAAAUAUAUGCCUCUCGCAUAGGAACAGAAUUUAGCUACUUAGAGUCAGAGGAAGAGAGGGAAUGGUUUGCAGAAAAUAUUGAGAAAUGCUAUGAUGAGCCAUUGGGCGUCCAAACGAAACGCGCGAUCGCUCUGGAGAUGUUAAAAAGUCAAGCUUUGGACAAAUUUCUAGCCAUAAAAUUCGUAAGCUUCAAGAGAUACGGUGGCGAAGGAGCGGAAAGCAUGAUGGCGUUUUUCCAUGAGCUGUUCGAACUUUCCGCCCGCGAUACUCUGGGCCACAUCGUUCUCUGCAUGCCUCACCGAGGUCGGUUAGAUUUCUUAACGGGGAUGUUAAAAUUCCCUCCAGAAAUGUUGUUCCACAAACUGCGAGGUCUAUCGGAGUUUCCCGACGAGGCCAAGGCUUCGGGAGACGUUACUAGCCACUUCACGUCGUCCGUUGAUCUACAGAAAAAUAAUAAAAAUCUGCACGUAACAAUGCUCUACAAUCCUUCCCACUUGGAGGCUGUCAAUCCAGUAUCCAUGGGCAAAACGAGAGGAACCAUGCAAGCUCUCAAAGACGGGGCAUACUCGGAGGACCAAAACUCUCAAUGGAGUGACAAAGUCGUGAACGUCCAAGUACACGGCGAUGCUGCUUAUGCUGGCCAAGGAGUAAACCAAGAAUGUCUGGCUCUGAGUGGAGCUCCGCAUUUCGAGAUAGGUGGUACGAUUCACAUAGUUAUAAACAAUCAGUUGGGCUUCACGACCCCGCCAUCUAGAGGACGAUCGUCGAGGUACUGCACCGACAUCGCAAAAUCAAUUUGCGCUCCCGUUAUUCACGUAAACGGAGACGACCCAGAGAUGGUCGUCAGAGCAACCAGAGUUGCCUUUAGAUACCAAAGAAAAUUUCGGAAAGACGUCUUCGUGGAUCUGAAUUGCUUUAGACGGUGGGGCCACAAUGAGCUCGAUGAUCCCACUUUCACGAAUCCUGAAAUUUAUAAAAUUAUUCACAAUCGUCCAUCGGUACCCGACAGUUACUUGAGUAAAUUAAUAAAAGAAAAAGUCCUUUCGGAGGCUGAAGGACUUUCCAUGACGGAGGAGCAUACAGCAAAGCUGUUCAAGGCUUUAAAGGAAAUUGACAACUACACACCUAAGGCAACUUACCUCAGUGGAAAGUGGCUCGGCAUAAAACAAGCCGAAUCGUCAAUCACUACCUGGGACACUGGAGUAGAUUUGCAGCUCCUGAAAUUCGUUGCUACGAAAAGUGUUUCCUUUCCGGAUGACUUGAACGUUCACCCACAACUGCUGAAGAGUCAUGUACAAAGUAGGUUGAAUAAAAUCGAAGAUGGAAAUAGACUGGACUGGUCCACUGCAGAGGCAUUGGCAUUUGGAAGUCUGCUCUAUCAAGGAUAUAACGUGAGAAUCAGUGGCCAGGAUGUCGGUCGUGGGACGUUUUCCCAGAGGCACACAAUGCUUGUCGACCAAACUACGGGAGAGAUUUUCAUACCUUUAAAUGAGAUGGUGAAGGACCAGGUGGGGAAGAUAGAAAUUGCCAACAGUAUUUUAUCGGAGGAAGCAGUUCUCGGAUUUGAAUAUGGCCUGAGUAUAGAAUCGCCGACAACCUUGCCGAUUUGGGAAGCUCAAUUCGGUGAUUUUUGUAAUGGUGCACAGAUCAUUAUAGACACGUUUGUCACCAGUGGUGAGACGAAAUGGAUGACCAGCAGUGGAUUGACCCUGCUUCUUCCUCAUGGAUAUGAUGGUGCAGGUCCUGAUCACAGUUCCUCCAGGUUCGAAAGGUUCUUACAGCUCAGUGAUAGCAGAGAAGACAGGCCUGAUGGAGAUGACGUGAACAUACAAGUAGUCAACCCCACCACACCUGCACAGUAUUUCCAUUUGCUUAGGCGACAGAUGAUCAGGAACUUCAGGAAGCCAUUGAUAAUUGUCGGCCCUAAGAUCCUUCUUCGACAUCGUGCUGCGACUUCGACCUUGACAGAAAUGUGCCCAGGAAACCGUUUUAAAAAUGUUAUAGGAGAUGAAACGGCAGAUGAGACGUCUGUAACAAAAGUGAUACUGGUUACUGGGAAACAUUAUUAUGCACUCGAUGAAGCAAGAAAGGCUCAAAAGAUUAAAAAUGUUGCAAUCGUGAGAUUGGAGUGCUUAUGUCCUUUCCCGUUUCUGGAGCUGCAUGAAGAAAUUCAAAAGUACAAACAUGCACAUGUUUUCGUGUGGAGUCAGGAGGAACCACAAAAUAUGGGAGCAUGGACUUUUAUAAAACCACGAUUUGAAAAUUUAUGUGGAAAACGGUUGAAGUAUUGCGGUCGCGAGCCGUUAGCCGCGAGUGCCGUUGGAAUAGGCUAUAUACACCAAAAAGAAGCUCAAGAAAUUGUAUCUAAGCCAUUUACGAUCAACUCGUGACCGUCAGAUGUACGUAUGACUUUUUCUAAAAAUGUUAUGUAUUAAUUUUCAUGUGCACCUGUGUGUAAUUAAAAGUAAUAAAUCGGGCACAGCAA